Hippopotamus amphibius kiboko is the source of this 1353-nucleotide messenger RNA. RefSeq names its product protein BTG3-like. Gene Ontology annotation, biological process: negative regulation of mitotic cell cycle; negative regulation of cell population proliferation. Bases 165 to 923 code for a protein of 252 amino acids. The transcript has a single exon. The record is from RefSeq and is a predicted model, not a curated record. Gene Ontology annotation, cellular component: nucleus; cytoplasm. NCBI's taxonomy places the organism in Eukaryota, Metazoa, Chordata, Mammalia, Artiodactyla, Hippopotamidae.
CGCUCGGCCGCCAGACGACGCGGGAGCCGCACGCGCCAGACGAAGCUCGCAGCGCUCCUUGCUGCCGAGCGCCGGCCCGCUGAGGCGGCGCCCUCGGUUCCCGGCCCGGAGACGGUCGGGGCCGCCGAAUCUGUGGCCCCAGAGCGGAGGCGGCGGCGGGAAAGAUGAAGAACGAAAUUGCUGCCGUAGUCUUCUUUUUCACAAGGCUAGUUCGCAAACAUGAUAAGUUGAAAAAAGAAGCAGUCGAGAGGUUUGCUGAGAAAUUGACUUUAAUACUUCAAGAAAAAUAUAAAAAUCACUGGUAUCCCGAAAAGCCAUCAAAAGGACAAGCCUACAGAUGCAUUCGUGUCAAUAAGUUUCAGAGAGUUGAUCCUGAUGUCCUGAAAGCCUGUGAGAACAGCUGCAUCUUAUACAGUGACCUGGGCCUGCCAAAGGAACUCACUCUAUGGGUGGACCCAUGUGAGGUGUGCUGUCGGUAUGGAGAGAAAAACAAUGCAUUCAUUGUAGCCAGCUUUGAAAAUGAGGAUGAAAACAAGGAUGAGAUUUCCAAGAAAGUUACCAGGGCCCUUGAUAAGGUUACCUCUGAUUAUCAUUCAGGAUCCUCUUCUUCAGAUGAAGAAGCAAGUAAGGAAGUAGAAGUGAAACCCAAUUCAGUGGCUGCGACCCCCAGCCCCAUGUACCAGAUUUCAGAACUGAUGUUCCUGCCUCUUCCAAUGUGGCAUCCUUUGCCCAGAAAAAAGCCAGGAAUGUACCGAGGGAAUGGUCAUCAAAGUCACUACCCUCCUCCUGUUCCAUUUGGUUAUCCAAAUCAGGGAAGGAAGAAUAAACCAUAUCGCCCAAUUCCAGUAACAUGGGUACCUCCUCCUGGAAUGCAUUGUGACCGGAAUCACUGGAUUAAUCCUCACAUGUUAGCACCUCACUAGCUGCUUUUGAUUCUGUUGGUGUCAUGUUGAGAGAAGGUAGAAUAAGCCUGACUACAUAUUAAAAGUUCAUACUCAAAAGUAGUAAAGUUAGAUGGGCUAAACUAUCAAACUUAUUUUUAUAGAGAAGUUAUUGAGAAUAAUCUUUCUUAAAAAUAUAUAUAUGCACUUUAGAUAUAUUGAUAUAGUUUGAGAAACUUUAUUAAAGUUAGUCAAGUGCCUGAGUUUUUAAUAUUGGACUUGAGUAUUUAUAUAUUGUGCAUCAACUCUGUUGGAUAUGAGAACACUGUAGGAGUGGACGAUCUGUUCUGGCACCUUUGAGCAUUUACUUUAUGGAGAGUAUGUAAGUUAUUUAUACACAAGGAAAUCUAUUUUAUGUCAUUGUUUAGAAGAACUGCGUGAAAUCAUGUAGUUGCAAAUAAAAAGUAGUUUG